Messenger RNA from Dreissena polymorpha, 2559 nucleotides. RefSeq names its product 2-aminomuconic semialdehyde dehydrogenase-like. The transcript has 10 exons. The record is from RefSeq and is a predicted model, not a curated record. The coding region runs from base 118 to 1566 and encodes 482 amino acids. NCBI's taxonomy places the organism in Eukaryota, Metazoa, Mollusca, Bivalvia, Myida, Dreissenidae. Gene Ontology annotation, molecular function: oxidoreductase activity, acting on the aldehyde or oxo group of donors, NAD or NADP as acceptor.
AUUAAUUGUAAACAAUGCCAAUUUGUCGAACGACAAUUGAGAUUAAAAGAUUAUCCUUGUUAUUCAUACAAAUAGGAAUUGUCAACUGCUUUUGACAUCGUAUUUUAAACCGGGAAUAUGUCUUUAGUUAAAGUUCAAAACUUCAUAAAUGGCGAAUUCGUCGAAAGUGCAAAAUAUCUCGAUAGUUUUGACCCUUCUACGGGGGAAGUUUGGGCCAAAAUACCGGACAGUGAUCAAAUGGACGUGGACAAUGCAGUGAUGGCAGCCAGGAACGCGUUUUUGAGUUGGUCAUCUACACCUGUGCAGGAGAGGUCCAGAAUUCUACUGAAGGUGGCUGACAUUUUGGAGUCCCGGCUUGAUGAGUUUGCAGAGCUUGAGUCACAUGACCAGGGCAAGCCAGUCUGGCUUGCUAAAACCAUGGAUAUUCCCCGAGCUGUAUUCAACUUCAGAUUUUUUGCGACAUGUGCAUUGCACGAUUUGAACAGGUCCAAUCAGAUGCAGGCUUUGGAUGCCUUCAACUACACCAUCAAGAUGCCAGUGGGUGUGGCUGGGCUCAUCAGUCCCUGGAACCUGCCCCUUUACCUGCUCACUUUCAAGGUUGCCCCGGCGCUUAUUUGUGGCAAUACAGUGGUGGCAAAGCCAAGUGAGAUGACAUCGGUCACUGCAUGGAAACUUGGUGAAGUCUGUAAUGCUGCGGGGUUACCUCCAGGCGUUCUCAACUUUGUUUUCGGCACAGGACCGUCAGCCGGGGAGGCAAUAGUGAAACACCCCGAUGUGCCAAUUGUGUCAUUCACAGGUGGAACAGUUACGGCUGUCAAGUUGAGGAUAGCAGCCGCUCCAUUCAGCAAGAAAAUGUCUCUUGAGUUGGGUGGGAAAAAUCCAGCCAUAAUAUUCAAUGAUGCUGAUUUUGAAAAAUGCGUCGCCACUACAGUCAGGUCCAGCUUUACAAACCAAGGAGAGAUCUGCCUGUGUACAAGCCGGAUCUAUGUGCAGAGUGGAAUCUAUCAGAAGUUCCUGGAGAGAUUUGUGCAAGAGGCCAAGAAGUUGGUUGUAGGGGACCCAAAAUCCCCUGACUCCUUCAUGGGGGCCCUUAUCAGUAAGGAGCACUUAGCCAAGGUCAGGGGGUACGUGGAUAUUGCCAGACAGGAGGGGGCCACAAUUCUAUGUGGGGAUGAGCCUCUCAACCUUCCUGAAAGGAACAAACAGGGAUAUUUUAUGAGACCAACUGUGAUAUCCGAAGUGAAAGAUUCUUCAAGACUGAUAACAGAGGAGAUAUUUGGACCAGUGGUGGUAGUGGUUCCGUUUGAUACCAUGGCUGAGGUGAUUGAAAGAGCCAACAGUGUCAAGUAUGGGCUGGCAGCCACUGUAUGGUCUAGUGAUGUCUCUACCCUGCAUACUGUGUCACAGAAACUCCAUGCAGGGACAGUGUGGGCGAAUUGCUGGAUGGUGCGAGAUCUCAACAUGCCAUUUGGGGGUAUGAAGGAGUCUGGAACGGGACGGGAGAGUGCCAAGGACUCCAUAGAGUUCUUUACAGAAGAGAAAACCAUCUGUGUUAAACUGUCUUAGGAGAAACAUUGUAUACAAAUAGAUACGAUUGGCUGAUGUUGGUUUGUGUUGGCGGAAGAAUGCAAUCAAUUAUUUCAUUGUGAUCAAAGAUAGCAGUUUGUUUUUUAACUGUGCUGUUCUUAACUGCAUGACACCCACAUCAAUAAAGGGAUGCUGUGCCAGUUUUGAUGAUGUAUCUCUAAUUAUUAUAAAAGAUACUUUGGAUUUAUUAUUUAUAAUUGAUUUAUAGAUAAACUGAAAAAAUAUAAGCGCAUUCAUAAACCAGAUCUGUUUUAGUGAUUUGCUGUACACAGCUGUUAAACGACAAUAUGCAGAGUAUCUUGAAUCAUUUCAAUCAUGCUAAAUAUAUUGAUCAAAUUGGUAGCAUUAUUGUUUUUAAAUCAAUAAAAAAUGGUAGCUAUGAUGUUAUUGUUUAAAGCACUUUAAGAACCUAUAAUUUUUUUGCAAUGUUAACACGAUAAUUAUUGCUUUUGUUUUGUCUUUGGUCUAAAGGUUUUUCUUGUUUGAUUUCCAGACUGGCCUUGCACUGACCUUGAUACUGUGUGCGAUGGAAUGUGAUACAUGUAAUAGUUCAACAUGUUUAGAGUCAAUUAAAAAACAAUAUUCAAUUAUUUUUUAAUUACAUCAGGAUAGCUAACAACAAUUCUUAUUUGGUAUAAGAUAACCAAAUGUACAUGUUCAUAUUAUGCAAUAUAGUAAUAAUUGUUAAAUAUCAGAACAUAGCCUUAAAUUAUAUAAACACAAUUAUGCAUAACACAACUCGUUUACCGGUAAUGUAUUUAGAGGUGUAUAAAAAGAGUGCUUAAUAUGAACUGUGUUAUUAUAACUUUAAGAAUUGAUAAAAGUUUACACUUAUAUUUUUGGGCUUGUGAAAUGUAUUGUGUUGAAAAGCUCCAUAACCAUGUGUUUCAAUGUUUCGUUAUUGCAUGGUGACAUUGUGUACCCCCUUGGGGUUGUUAUUUACUAAAUAAACGCGCCUCUAAAAAUUAAAAA